Frankliniella occidentalis (western flower thrips) is the source of this 2706-nucleotide messenger RNA. Its product is annotated as elongation of very long chain fatty acids protein AAEL008004-like. Lineage: Eukaryota; Metazoa; Arthropoda; Insecta; Thysanoptera; Thripidae. Gene Ontology annotation, cellular component: endoplasmic reticulum membrane. The transcript has 6 exons. The record is from RefSeq and is a predicted model, not a curated record. Gene Ontology annotation, molecular function: fatty acid elongase activity. The coding region runs from base 34 to 762 and encodes 242 amino acids. Gene Ontology annotation, biological process: fatty acid elongation, polyunsaturated fatty acid; very long-chain fatty acid biosynthetic process; fatty acid elongation, monounsaturated fatty acid.
CAAUAAUUCUCUCUGCGUUUGUUACAGCAUCUGAUGAGCGGCUGGUUCAUGGACUACAGCUACAGUUGCCAGCCCGUCGACUACACCAACAGUCAAGUGGCUCUGAGAAUGGCCCAUCUCUGCUGGUGGUAUUACAUAUCCAAGCUGACGGAAUUCACUGAUACGAUCUUCUUCGUGCUGCGCAAGAAGGACAACCAGAUCUCCCUGCUGCAUCUCUACCACCACUCGCUCACCCCCAUCGAAACCUGGAUCUGCGUCAAGUUCCUCGCCGGCGGCCACGGCACCUUCUCCAACCUCGUCAACAACGCCGUCCACGUCAUGCUCUACGCCUACUACAUGGUGUCCGCCAUGGGCCCCCAGUACGCCAAGUACAUCUGGUGGAAGAAGUACCUUACCAAGACACAGCUGGCCCAGUUCGUCAUGGUGUUCAUCCACUCGCUGCAGGCCAUCUACUACGACUGCGGCUACCCCAAGUUCAUCGCGGCGCUGCUGCUCGUGCACUCGACCAUCUUCUUCGCCCUGUUCUACGACUUCUACCUAACGGCGUACAGGACGAACGAGCGGCGGGCGGCCGAGAAGCUGAGGGCCGCGGCCGCCGCCAAGGCGCUGGCGGCGUCAGGCGCGCAGCCCGCCCCCAACGGGCACGCCGCCCUCGCGGCCGCCCCCGCCCCGGCCAACGGCAAGGCCAACGGCCACGCCAACGGCCUCGCCAACGGCCACGCCAACGGCCACGCCGUGGCCGCGGCCAAGAAGACGGAGUGACGCCAGUACGCCCUCCCCCCCACGAGGACCACGAGGCAGCUGCAGCUGUGGGCCAUCUACCAGCAGCAGCUCACCCACCUGCACCACCACGGCCUGUACCAGCGUCCCGUGCGGAUGCAGAUGCCACGGGCCUGGUGCGGGCCAGACUGCGGACAGGUGGCGGAUGAGAAGCUCACCGUCAGGGGCCUCCGGGGCCGCAGGGAGAGCCAGAGCCGGCACGAACUCAACCUUAAGUGCGACGACUGACAUCCGGUCUUCCCUGCCCCGCCGCCCCGCCGUGCCAAAGCCCAGUAUGCAUCCCGGCCCCGAUCGGGGGCCCAGCGCAGCGCGCCCUGCGCCACCAGUGGGGGUGGGGGUGAUCCGGACGCCCAUGUGCUUUGUUGUUUGUUGUUUUAUUAUUUUGCUCACGGUGUUCGAAGAAACGCCGUGGAACGAGUGUCUGUGUUUGAGUGAGUGUGUUUAUGGCAUGUUUUCAAGGACAUAUAAUUGAAACAAUCCAUGUUACCACUGCAACCACUGCUCAUAGCGCGGUCGUACAUGGCUCUUCCAUUUUAUUAUUUGUUCUUCAUCCUAUGGUAUAGUGUACUGACCCUAUUUUAACUCCAGUAUAAAACCUGAUGAAGAUCUAGUCGUCCUGUCUAGAGUACAGUGGGGAUUAUCGAGCUGAUUUGAUGCAGUUUCCCAAAAUAUGCAGUUUAAUUCAAAACACUUUUUAAAAAUUUAACUUUGUAUAGCAGAUGAUAUUUUUUCACUUUGAAAGUAUUUUUUACUGUAGUUCCUUGUACAGGGAAGAGAUUGUGUAUGACAGUUAUUUGUAAAUAUGGCAACAAAUUUGCUCAGCUAUUCAUAAGAAUUGUCGCUGCAAAAAAAGGGAGCAAAUGGCUCCCUAUGGUUUGAAGCUUUAAAUGUUUUCUUGUUUUUUUCAAACAUUAAGGGUAUGUGUUGAGUCACAUGACCUUAGAGUGUAUUUGUAAUCUUUUGGAUCUGAAAAAAAGCAAUGAGAUUUCCUGCAUUUCGUAAAUGGGUUGUAAAUUAUGUUUAAUGGUUGACUUAAUGCUAGACUUUAUUUAUUGUUUGUAAUUAUUGUUUCUUGAUACAAGGAAUUUUACUAUCAUAAGACAAAUGUCAUUUCAUUUCAAAUCAAAAGGAAAAUAAAACUUGCCAGUCACUUCUCUGCCAUCUGCAUAUUUGUAUCUGCCAUUUCAAACUUUAUACCAAGUUCCCUGCAACAUAAUUCUAAGUUUGCAAUGUAUCUAUUUAAAUUCUAUUUAUAUUAGCAUGGUUAGAGUCUGAAGAAUGCAGAAGCAUGCCAUAGAGCAUAUGCAACUUUAAUGUGAGUUUCUGUAUGGUCUUACCUUCCUUUAGCAGUGCCCUAAACUAAGAUUAUUUUCCACAGUCUAUAAUAAUAGUUUAAUAGUACAACUACUAAUUAAGAAUCUAUUGAUUUAAAUAAUAUCACAUAAUUAUUGCAUAUGCUCAAUUCAGCUCAAUUAUUGUUAUACAAUUAGAGUAUCUCACAACAUUCUCAGAUGGAAGAAUGCAUCUGUGAUUUCGUUGGUAAUUGUAACUUUAAACUUCUUGUUAGAUAAGACUUAGAGCUGCCUGAAUACCUACCAAUGUGAACUGUGUUCUUGUGUAAAUAAUGUGUAGUUGAGUCAAACAUAGAGCAAAUGUCAGCACCAUCCUUGCCCUCAUUAACUUUGCACACAAACUGAGAAGUCUGCCAGGACUAUAGACUGUUAGAUGCAUUCGAUAAUAUUUUAGGAAUAAUAUCGUUCAUGCUGAGCAGUCAUCAUGUCAUACAUUUCUGAAGUGGAAGUUUUCAAAUGUUUGUAAUUAUGAGGUAACCAAUUUCUAUGCCAAGUUGAAAAGUGUUUGACCUCUACUGGUGAUUUAUAUUUUUAUUGUAAAAUACUCAAUAAAAACAUUCUGUGUCUUAGAAAA